This is a messenger RNA of Otolemur garnettii (small-eared galago), 1661 nucleotides long. RefSeq names its product zinc finger protein OZF-like. Gene Ontology annotation, biological process: regulation of transcription by RNA polymerase II. Gene Ontology annotation, molecular function: DNA-binding transcription factor activity, RNA polymerase II-specific; RNA polymerase II cis-regulatory region sequence-specific DNA binding. Bases 185 to 1552 code for a protein of 455 amino acids. The record is from RefSeq and is a predicted model, not a curated record. The transcript has 3 exons. NCBI's taxonomy places the organism in Eukaryota, Metazoa, Chordata, Mammalia, Primates, Galagidae.
UCAUUCCAAAAACAGUAGUAAGUUCCCAUACAUCUUUUACACAUCGGUGGGUUUUUUUUGCUUUAGAUUGAAUAGAGAGGUCUUGUUACAGGACUUUGUGUCACUCAAGGAUGUGACUGUGGACUUCACUCAGGAGGAGUGGCAGUGGCUGAACUCUGCUCAAAGAAAACUAUACAGGGAUGUGAUGCUGGAAAACUAUAGCAACCUUGUUUCAGUGGGGCAUCCGUCUCUGAAGUCAAAUCUAAUCUUGUUGAAGCAAGGAGAACCAUGGAUGGAGGAGAAAGGAAUCUCAAGUUGGCCCUAUGCAGACUAUGAAAUUAGACCCCAAAUUAAAGAAUUAAUUCAAAAGAGCCUUUCUGAAGAGAUACUCUAUAACAUGAUAGUAGAUUCAAUUUUUAAAGACUUGAAACUUGAAGAUGAACUAAAUCAUCAGGAAAACCAAGGCAAGCUUGUGAACCAAGUUGUACUUAACAGUAAGUCACUGACUGAAGAAAUAGAUUGUGAAUAUAAUGUCCUAGAGAAAGUAGUUCCUGUGAACAAAGAAGUUAAUAAGCAUAUCAGUACCUUUGUGCAGAAGUCACACCUCUUUGCACAACGUACACUUCUUACCAGCAAGAAACCAUAUAAAUGUAUACUGUGUGGGAAAGCCUUUAGUGGAAAGUCAGCACUCAUUGUGCAUCAGAGAAUUCAUACUGGGGAGAAACCAUACAAAUGUAAUGAAUGUGAAAAAGCCUUUAUUCAGAAGCCACAACUUACUGUACAUCAGAGAACACAUACAGGAGAGAAACCCCAUGAAUGUAGUCAUUGUGGGAAAGCCUUCAUCCAGAAGUCAAGCCUCAUUAUUCAUCAGAGGAUUCACACAGGGGAGAAACCCUAUGAAUGCAAUGAAUGUGGAAAAACUUUCGUCAAGAAGUCAACUCUCAGUGUGCAUCAAAGAGCUCAUACUGGGGAGAAACCACAUGAAUGCAGUGAAUGUGGGAAAGCUUUUGUUUUGCAUUCUCAGCUCAUUGUGCAUCAAAGAAUCCAUACUGGGGAGAAACCCUAUGGAUGUAAUGAGUGUGGAAAAACCUUUCACAGGAAGUCAGAACUAAGUGUUCAUCACAGAAUUCAUACAGGGGAGAAACCUUUUGAAUGUAAUGAAUGUAAAAAAGCCUUUAUUCAGAAAUCAGAUCUCCUUGUACAUCAGAGAAUUCACUCUGGGGACAAACGAUAUCAAUGUAGUGAAUGUGGGAAAGCCUUCACUCGGAGUUCACACUUCACUGAACAUCAGAGAAUUCAUACUGGGGAGAAACCCCAUGAAUGCAGUGAGUGCAGAAAAGCUUUCAUCCAGAAGUCACAACUUAUUGUGCAUCAGAGAAUACAUACUGGGAACAAGCCAUAUGAAUGCAGUACAUGUGGAAAAGCCUUUAGCAAGAAGUCACACCUCACCAUACAUCAUAGAAUACAUACUGGAGAAAAACCCUAUGAAUGCAAUGAUUGUAGAAAAGCCUUCAGCAAAAAAUCUACUCUCAUAGUUCAUCGAAGAAUUCAUGUUGAACAGAAAUGCUUUUAGUGGGAGUCAAUGAUCAAAACUUUAAUACAUAUCAUAGAAUUUAUAGCUAGAAACCCUAUGAAUAGGGUUUAACAAUCGUUCCAGAACUACCAAGCACUAGAAAAUUUAC